CCCGCAACACUCUAUCUAAGUACCUAGGUCAAUACGUCUCGUAUCAGUAUUGAUUGGCUGUAUGAAGCGAUGGUCUUUCAGCUUCUGCUGAUAAAUCUUGCUUCAUCUGUGUCUCCUUGUAUGGCACUAAUCUGCACCAACCAAAGUGUUACAGAUGUGUCUACGGCCGUUAGAUCUUUUCGUUCUCCCUAGUAUUCAUUCAUUACCAGAAGGUUGACUGCGUUCGAAGAUCCUCGAGGGGAAACGGCUUUGACGCAUCCAGCAUUUCCCUAUAGCCCACCCUACCAACCUUUCCCACCACUUCGCCAAUCGACGCGCUUUACAACUUGAGCAAACGCUACGGCACAUAUCGUCCCAGCAUGUUCACCACUGCAAAGGGAUUCACUCGACGAGCACGGAUCUUACUUUGGCGCCUAUUCACCAAUAUUCUGUCAGCUCAUCGACUUGUCCUCCGCCUCCUUCGACGCGACCCUGCCGUUGUAGAGCAGCAUGAUACACCAGAAGUGACGCUCUUGCACCCCCAGAUGGCCUGCUUCAUGCCAGCUCACGGGAAUGUUCUAGGCCUUUCGCCCAAAUCCUCCUCCUUGUAUCCGAUACAGACCCAUUCCAGGCUCAUGGGAACGGAAGUUACACCCCCAUUGGCCCGACCACGUUUUCAGAAUGCCUCAACAGCCAGAGGAAGGAGACAUAUACUACGUUACAAAGGGCGACUGUGUCCGCAUGGGAAGGACAGCCUUUGUCGAAUUAUUGCCAUCAGGUCACGUCUCCAAAACUCCUAAAUUGAAUCCCUAUUGUCCUGAGAAGGAGAAGGAAAAUCGGCAGUGUAUGGAGCGCGAGGCCUUGAUUUAUCACAUGGUGGGGGCUAGUUCUUUUAUCCCGGAGCUAAUUGCUUGGGACCCUGCUUCUUGUACCCUGACAUUGAGGAAUUACCCCAAUGGAGACCUGGAGAUGUAUAUCCGGAAGCCAGACUACAAAUGCAGGGUCAGUCUCGAUGUACGACUAAGGUGGGUGUUACACGCAGCUGAAUCUCUUGCCGUCGUCCACGCCAUUGGGGUGACGCACAAUGAUAUCGCACCCCGCAACUUCCUGCUCGAUGAGGAUCUGAACUUGUGGAUCUGUGAUUUCGCUGGAAGCUCGCUUCCGAACGGCUCGUCUUCCGGUUGUGCUCCUGGACCAAGGUACGAACCCCGACCGUGGAGCCGAGAUUAUGUGGCUACUCGAGCAGAUGAUAUUUUUGCACUUGGCUCGGUCAUGUAUUUCAUUAUGACUGGUGAGGAGCCCUACAGCAACCUAGAUGACGAGGAGGUCGAGCGUCGCUUCCAAAACCGAGACUUUCCAGCAUCGAGUCAUCUAUGCUGCGGUACCGUCAUUCAAAAUUGCUGGCUCGGGCAUUUCGUAGCUGCGAAGCAGGUUGUGCAGGCUCUGGUCUGCGAAGUCUGACAAGAGUGUCACGGCAAUCACGAGUUUGAGAUUUCCCCAGUUUUUUAAAG
This is a messenger RNA of Verticillium dahliae VdLs.17, 1490 nucleotides long. RefSeq lists its product as uncharacterized. The transcript has a single exon. The record is from RefSeq and is a predicted model, not a curated record. Lineage: Eukaryota; Fungi; Ascomycota; Sordariomycetes; Glomerellales; Plectosphaerellaceae. Gene Ontology annotation, molecular function: ATP binding; protein kinase activity. Gene Ontology annotation, biological process: protein phosphorylation. The coding region runs from base 661 to 1440 and encodes 259 amino acids.